AUGGGGCGAUUUGCCAAUAUCGACACCUGGGAUCCGGCCGUCAAUGUCUCAAACUGGCUUCUCGUCGUCGUUGCCGGCCUGAGCGUGCUCAUCCGGCUGGGCACGAAGCUGUGGAUUUUCCACAGACUCACGAGCGAUGACUAUCUCAUCAUUGCAGCGCUGUCGCAGUAUUCCGCAUACAUCCUCUACAUCGCAAGCCUGUGCUUCUCCAAACUAUCCCUUUGCACAUUCAUCCGCAACCUGACCCCAGUGCAUAAAGACCACUUCCAAGCCGCCAUCCUGCAGAUUUUCAUCUCGGUCCUUGGGAUAACCGGUGUCCUGGGGACGGCCUUUCAAUGUCACCCGCCGCGCACAUGGGACUAUAUGCACGGCGAAUGCAUCAACUUGCGCGCCUGGAACUACUUCAUCUCCGUAGCGAACAUCGUCACAGAUGCCAUGAUCGUUUCCCAAGCUCUAGUUCUCAUCUUCGGAAUCCAAGCCACGUGGAAGAAGAAGCUCAUGUUCGCUAGUAUCUUUCUAUCAAGGAUUAUCGUAAUCCUAGCCACAAUCGCCGAAAUGGUCCUCCUCCAAAAGAAACACAACAACGCCUCCUCCGCAGACUCAGACUCAGAUCCAGAUCCAGAUCCAGAUCCCACAUACGACUACUGCGCAUCCACAAUCGCCAUGCAGGUGGUGCAGUGCGCCAGUAUCGUCACCGCGUGCUGGGGCCAGCUCAAGCCGUUCCUGAACCAGCUCAAGUCGAACGGGCUGCGGAUUCGGGGGGUUGAGUAUCAGUCGUCCACGUGGCCCAGGGGGAAGAGUCACUCGUCCAAGUCGAGGAGUUAUGGGCUUUCUGGGAGACAUGCCGGUAGUAGUAGGAGUCGUGGGGAGCAGCAUGAGCUUGUUCCUGUUGCGGCGGCUGGGCGGAAUUUGACGACCGUUGAGGCGGAGGCGUCGAGGGGGUGGGAUGCUGAUAGUCAGUCCAGUCAGGUUGGGAUUAUUCGUGAGACGAGGACUUGGGUUGUUAGUGGUCAUGAUGGGCAUCGUACCCGUAGCCAUCAGUCGUAG
Molecule: messenger RNA, 1047 nt
Organism: Aspergillus puulaauensis
Lineage: Eukaryota; Fungi; Ascomycota; Eurotiomycetes; Eurotiales; Aspergillaceae
Exons: 4
Coding region: 1-1047 (348 amino acids)
Source: RefSeq, a predicted model, not a curated record